AUGUCCGACGUCGCCGACGAAAAGAUGGCCGCAGAAAAGACCUUGGGCACUACUGGCACCGAAACUCCUCCCAACUAUGCCACUGAACACUCCCUCGACCACACUCGCAAGGCCGAAGGCAAGCCAUGGAUGUACAAGAGGCUCAAGCUAGGCCCUGUUGCACUGCCCGCGUAUGCCAGUCCCAAGUUUCAGAUCGUUUUUGUCGCCAUCGUCUGCUUCUUGUGCCCUGGCAUGUUCAACGCAGUCAACGGUCUCGGGGCUGCAGGUCAGGUCAAUGCUCACGACAUCAAUAACGCCAGCACGGCCAUUUACUCCACUUUCUCUGUUGUCGGUUUCUUCGCUGGCAGCAUUGCCAACAGAAUUGGUCUCCGUCUGACUCUGGGCCUCGGUGGCUUUGGAUACGCUCUCUACAUCGCCUCCAUCCUCUCCUACAACCACAACCAAAAUGCCGCUUUCCUCAUCUUUGCUGGUGCCCUCCUUGGUGUUUGCGCUGGUCUCUUGUGGACGGCUCAGGGCGCCAUCAUGAUGUCCUACCCACCAGAGAAGUCAAAGGGUCGAUACAUUGCCACUUUCUGGGGCAUCUUCAACCUCGGCGCCGUUAUUGGCGGCUUGAUUCCUCUGGCCCAGAAUAUCCAUUCCAAGGCCAACAAGGUCAAUGAUGGCACAUAUAUCGGCUUCAUUGUCCUCAUGGCCCUCGGCUUUGCAAUUACUCCCUUGCUUUGCAAUCCUCGUUUCGUCACUCGUGACGACGGUUCCAGAAUCAUCAUGAUGAAGAACCCUACCUGGAAGUCCGAAAUAACCGGCAUGAUGUCCGUUUUCAUUUCCGACUGGUACAUUGUCCUUCUGUUCCCCAUGUUCUUCGCCAGCAACUGGUUCUACACCUACCACUUCCAGUGUGUCAACCUCCCCAAGUUCAACAUCCGAACCCGGUCCCUCAACAGCGUCUUGUACUAUCUUUCCCAGAUCAUCGGAGCAUGGAUUUUUGGCCUUGCCCUAGACUCGGAAAGAUUCUCUCGCAGCACAAAAGCCAGGGCUGCCGUGGUCACCCUCUUCGUUUCCACUUUUGUCAUCUGGGGAGGUGGCUACGAUUUCCAGAAACAAUACACCCGAACAGAGACCGAUGCCGAUGACUAUGUCAAAAUCGACUGGACUGAUUCUGGUUACAUUGGACCCAUGUUCUUGUUCAUGUUCUACGGUGCCUACGACUCAGUAUGGCAGACAACCUCUUACUGGCUUAUGGGUUCUCUCACCAACAACAGCCGCAAAUUGGCAAACUUCACAGGUUUCUACAAAGGCAUCCAAUCUGCCGGAGGUGCUCUUUCUCCCGUCCUCGAUACCCAAAAGGUCUCCUACAUGAACCAAUUUGCUGCCAACUGGGGUCUUCUGGCUGGCUCUUUGAUUGUCGCCGCACCCGUCAUCUGGACAAAGGUCCAAGACACCACCGACAUCGAAGAGGAUCUCAAAUUCUCCGAUGAGACAAUGGCCGACGUCGCCCCUAUUUCUCCCAUCGUUGGUGCAGAAGGCCAGAUGGCUGAGAAGAAUGCCGUUGUCCAUUGA
Messenger RNA from Exophiala bonariae, 1557 nucleotides. RefSeq lists its product as uncharacterized. The transcript has 2 exons. The record is from RefSeq and is a predicted model, not a curated record. The coding region runs from base 1 to 1557 and encodes 518 amino acids. NCBI's taxonomy places the organism in Eukaryota, Fungi, Ascomycota, Eurotiomycetes, Chaetothyriales, Herpotrichiellaceae.